UAUCUUACCAUCUCUCAUUUCUACAUACUUAAAUUACUGAUUAUAUGUCCUCGAUAAUAAUGGAAUGGACUGGCAUUCUGAACAACUGGGACGGUGCAGACCGCCCGCUGUUCAUUCAGCGGGUCCCUGCCCAGUUUCUCUCCCCUUCAAAAGUCAGAACUUGGGGAUCCUAGAACAUCUCAAACGUUACAGCUCUUUUCUGCCACAACUCAUGCAUGAGCUCACACCCAGGGAUUGGAACCAACUGGCAAUUUAAAUAGGAUUGAAUGCCGUGUAACUGUUGGUUAAAAUGAAGCAGAGGCACGUGAUUCAGGGGUAUAUCUGUUUUCGACACGACCAGGACGCGGUGGCUUUAAAGUCAUCCAUCCCGUUGCCAGUAUCGUCAAAAGCAGCAACCAUACCCAUCCCAAUAUUGUCACGAUAGGUGGCUCCAAAGUGCGAUGGAUACCGUCCAUAACCCUUCCCAAGACAUCCCUUCCGAGGGCCAGAAUCACCAUGAAUCCAACAACCAGACAACAACUCACGAUGCAAACGAGCCCAAGCUUCACAAGACCCUUGACAACCAACGCACCAUCACCCUCUCAAGUGCUCUGGACCAAGAGGAAGACAUGAGAAUGGAGUUGCAAUAUUUGACAAAAAUGGCAGACCUACUUACAAAUUUAUCAAUCGAAAAAGAGCAGAUCCGAAAGCUUGUUGCUUCUCAUUGCGGGUUAGCCAGUCCUGAUAUGGUUCAAGUGCCGGAUAUGAUUGACUCAAAUAACCACCUGACGUGGUUGUAUGGAAGCUUCAACGUGUGCAUCCCAGUGCGCAUCAACACUGGAUCACACCUACCUGCAAAAAUGGCAUUCAGGGUGCCUUUGCUACAUAAGAUUGGUGAAGAGGCGUUCCCUGGUAAUGCUGAAGAGAAAGUGCGGUCCGAGGCUGCAACCUACAUCUGGAUCCAUGAGAACUGCCCGGAUAUACCAAUUCCAAAUCUGCGUGGAUUUGGCGUCCCUGGUGGCCUUAGUUUCUUCCAGCCUAGCUUCGUUCCACUCUGGCAGAGGAUCAGGACCCAUAUCUGGCGCUUUUUCUAUAGUCUGUUUCGAAGUUCAGACGGGAGCUAUGCGUCUUUUUGCAAAUACAUCCCACAAAAGAGGACUACAUUCUUUGAAUAUAGUUAUAUCCUGAUUGACUGGAUCGAAAGUGACGACUCGCAGAUCCUCGCGUAUACAUGGCAGCAGCCUCAUACAGACAAACAGACUGAGAAUCUAUACAGGGGCAUUUCAAAAGUUAUGAUUUCUCUUGCUAGGAUCCCACAACCCCGAAUUGGCUCUUGGACCAUCGAUAACGACGGCCGACUAAGUUUGUCCAAUCGUCCUCUAUUCCUUCAAUUCCAUCAACUGGAAAAUUGGGCUAUUCCAACUAUCCCGCGAAACAUCACCUACUCAACUGCUGAUAGUUUCUAUCUUGAUUUACUUUCUUGCCAUGACAGCCGACUUCGAUAUCAAAAAAAUUCUGCCGGUAGCGAAAAGGAUACACGUGAACAAGCCCGAGAUCUAGUGAUGAUGAGAGCACUUCUUCAUGAAUUUACCAGACAACACUCCCGGAAUGGCCCGUUUGUCAUGCAGCUGACUGAUCUGUAUCUUGGAAAUAUCUUCGUGGAUAAGGACUGGAAUCUCAAGCAUGUCAUUGAUCUUGAAUGGACAUGCUCUUUGCCACUUCAAAACCUGUUGCCUCCGUAUUGGUUGACAGGUAAGGGCAUUGAUCAACUCGAAGGCCCAGAGUAUGGACCUUUCAAGACAUGUUACGAAAAGUUUGCGGAGAUAUUUGAAGAGGAAGAAGACAGGGCAGGACAACUACACCACAAUGGACACCACCUGUCUCGGGCCACGAGCUUGAAAAGUGCCCUAGAAGAUGGUCGAUUCUGGUACUUGGCCGCACUCCGAAGCCCAAAGGGUCUGUUCAACGUUUUCAGACAACAUCUAAUACCAUUCUAUGGACUCACUAACGAAUACAAAUGUCUCGCGGAGACUGUAUCUUCAUUCUGGACACCUGGAAUGGCUUCAUUUGUGGAAGUGAAGAUGAAAGAACUGGGCCAGUACAAACAAGAGGUUCGGGAUAUUUUCGAUGAUAGUGCAAAGAGUGGGCAUCCUCGAUUCUCCCCCACAUAGCCAUGGUUUUGUUACUUGCUCCCACAUAAUGGAACGGUUCUACAAACUUCUAAUUUCCCCUAUGGCGUCGUGCAAGAGCGUCAUGACCACUUUUGCUCACGAUUUGGGCUGCUUGGGGAUUCUGGGCUACCCCUGCGCUGAAAUUCUCUCCUGUCCUUUCUGAUGCUGCCGUAGGUAGUGCCCUACCCGUCAAGGCUUGUAAUGUUAGCUCUCUGUCCCUUUUGACGUGUUCGGGAACCGUAGUAUCGCCCGUUGUAUUGCUUUCAGCAGGAUCGUGAGUGGUAGCAACGUUAUCAACUCUUUGUUCAUAUGUAGAGUCUUUAGUAGUGCUUGCUGCCUGGAUCGAGGAGUCCAUGCUAAAGGCACUCAUCAGUUGAGGCUGAUUAUGCCCAGACUGAUUGUCAGAAUCUGGGCUCGACGAGUACGGGCUAAAGCGACUAAUCUCUUCAUGCUGAUUCUGCUGAGGCUGAUUGUUGGUUGUCUGGCUAGAGGGAGGGUUUCCUUGCCUGGCUCUGUUGAGCCUGCGGCGGGGAUCUUGCAUGACGACUUCCUGUCUUGAACAUUAGCUACGGUUAUGAGUGAAGAGAUGCUGUGUGUUGUCAUACCGUGAGUUCAUACCGUGAGUUCUUUCGCAGAAAGAAAAGGUUUUAUCUUGCUAUCUUGCUAUCUUGCUAUCUUGCUAUUGAGAUCUCUUUCGAUUCCUGAUUAAGACCGGAAGCGUGCAAGCAAGGCAUUUUAUACUUGACAGGGCAAUGAGCUGUUGCAUAUUUGCCUCCCCAGGUAAGGUACCUAGGGAGGUAGGUAUAGUAGGCAAAUCUAAUCUUAUGAUCUUUGUUAGAGGGUUUUCUUUUGCGUAUAGUUGUUCCAAACAUAGUCAGGGGGGAGAAUGAUAUGAAGCGAAGCAUGAAACCGACCAGUUUGCAGACUCACCUUUCACCUCAAAGUUGUCCAUUCUAAUCCGUGCCAUUUCCCCUAGGCUGGAUUAAAAUGGGAAUUCUCACUAUAUUGCCGCCCAAGUCUUUUCUUCCUUUGUCAUAUGGCAUUGCAUCAUGGUCUGAGCAACCCCACCCAGCUCAAAGUUCUUGGUGUCUUCGUGAAUCCUUCGAAACAAGAUGUUGGAUUGUUUGCGUGGCGGCUGUGUUUGGAAUUGAUAUUUCAUAUCAAUUCGUCAGCAAUCAUAAUAUGCAAAUGAAUGAUAACUGACCUGCUGAGCAGUGAUGGCCCUGUUUCAACCUCAGAUCCCCUGAGCACAUACAUGCCCAGGUGUUGUUGUGUCAUGCUUCAGAAAAUCCCAACAAUUGAAAUUGAAACAAAGGUGUGUUGAUAUGUGCUUAUAGAUAUUAACACAUAGCCUUGUCUUGUCUAAGUGGCAUGAAAAAGAUGAUACGUCCAAUUCAAUCAAUAGAGCCAAAGUUAAACCAUUCAUCGUACCAGAGCGGCUUUUUCAUCAUCCGAACCCGUAUGCUCGUCAUCUUCUUCAUACUCAUCCCCUAGCUCGUCCUCUCCCUUUUGGCUCUCCUCCUCUGAUUCCUCCUCCGAUUCUUCACUCUCCUCGCUCUCAUAUUCCGUACUUCCUUCUUCGUCCUCCUCAUCUUCCUCGCUCUCCUCACUCUCCUCUUCCGCAAGCCAAUCAUCCAACGUCUUCUUCCCAUUCCCCAUUGCAGUCCCAUUCUGCCUAACCCUCCCCGUAUCAACAUCAUGCUCCCUGAGUGCAUGAUCCAACCUCUCGCCAGCCGUCAAAUUCACCUUCUCAACAAACCCAGCUCUGCUGCUGGCACUAUCGUCGCGUAGUUUGGGAUCAGGCUCUUUUCCAGCCUCGACCCAGUCCGGAAGAGGUUCAUAGCCACGCAAACCAUGGAUACCGGCAUCCGGCCCUAUGACCAGCGUAGAUGUGCCGAGGAGCAGGCCCUUGCGCGUUUCGGAUGGGGAAGGAGUAAAGGGGACUGGUUUCGGGGCAAGGAGGAGGAGGCUAGCGAGUUGUGUGGAGCUCGGAACUGCGAGUAAAGAUUUGUAGAGGCGGGCGCGAUCGCGGAGGUCGUAGGAGGUAUCAUAGCGGGCUAGGAGGAGGAUAUACUGCCAUA
Messenger RNA from Blastomyces dermatitidis ER-3, 4231 nucleotides. RefSeq lists its product as uncharacterized. NCBI's taxonomy places the organism in Eukaryota, Fungi, Ascomycota, Eurotiomycetes, Onygenales, Ajellomycetaceae. The transcript has 2 exons. The record is from RefSeq and is a predicted model, not a curated record. The coding region runs from base 441 to 2150 and encodes 569 amino acids.